AUGGGGAGCUGUUGGAGCUGUCUAUACAGAGACGCCAUCCAAGACAACCACCCCACCAAAUUCAAGGUGACUAAUGUGGAUGAUGAAGGGAAUGAGCUGGGAUCGGGGACGAUGGAGCUCACCCAAACAGAGCUCAUCCUGCACACUCGCAAACGUGAUGCUAUCCGGUGGCCGUACCUCUGCCUGCGCCGCUAUGGGUACGAUUCCAACCUGUUCUCAUUCGAGAGCGGUCGGCGCUGUCAGACGGGCCAGGGGAUCUUUGCGUUCAAGUGCUCUCGUGCAGAGGAGAUCUUUAACCUGCUGCAGGAGCUGAUGCAGUGUAACAGCAUUAAUGUUGUGGAGGAACCCAUGAUCAUGACUCGACCCGGUCACACCCCUGAGAUGGAAAUGCCUCGAACCCCACAAACACCCAACACUCCUGGCUUUCCAGUGCAGGGUUUUCCUAACGGAUACCCUGGGUACCCAAUCAGUGCUGAGUCUUCACAGCCUUCCCUCAAUGAUGACCACAGACAUAGCCUCAUGGGGAUUGACGACCAGACACACACAUAUGUGAACACAGUGAGUAUGGAAAGCGAGCUCUCAAGCCGCCUCUGCAUGCGGCCCCUGCCAGAGGUUCGACCCCCACCCUUCACUGAGUCCUCCACCACACCUGGCCAACCCAGCGUGCAUUGCUGCUCCGCUGACUCUCACAAGGACCCUCAGCUGUUUCUCCAGCCUGGAGCUCAGGAGGUAAAGUUUAUGCUGGGGCCGACUCCGGCACAGCGCCACCUGAUGGAGCGAGAUAGAGACCGUCAUGUCGCACACCCGCUUCGAGCACCUGCUGGCAGCUCUGAAACUGAGGGAGAGGAGGCUCCACCCCUUCACAUGUGUAACCCACACUCCUACCACCAUUAUCACCAUCAUAUGCACCGGCACUCCGGCAUGGAGUCGUGUCCAAGUAGCCAACUAACAUAUGAGAACAUUAAUGGGCUGCGUGGCCCUCGGAGGCAGAGGCUGAGCCCCAGCAGUGCCUCCCAGUCGCAGUCUGUAGGCUCUAGCAGCAGCAGCAGCACGACAGGUGAAACACACCCUCACGCGCACCCCCACUCACUACCACUGUCCCACACACACGCCUCCUCACUGCCCCCACAGGGCUACGGAGGAGGGCAUCGCCGAUCAGCGCUGCUUAACUAUGAGAACCUCCCAUCACUGCCGCCUGUUUGGGAGUACCGAGCGCUUCAGCGUGAAGAAGAGGAGGAGCAGGAUGAAGAUGAGGAAGAUGAUGAGUAUGAGGAGGAAGAAGAGGAUGACUUUGAUGAGUAUGAGUACUCAGAGGGACCGACAACCCCAAAUGGAUAUCAUCAGGAUGCUGGUGGCGGUGGUGGGAUUCAUCGCGAUGCUCUGCAAAACUACGUCAACACAGAACAGCUUCAGCCUCCACCCCAUCUACAUCACACAUGCCCUCCCCAUGCCCAGCCCUCCGAGAGGGGUGGUCGGGUUUUCAACUUUGAUUUCCGCCGACAGCGGGCAGGCCGUGGCACAGUUGGCAGCGCUCCCUGUGAGCAGCAUGGUCGCCACCUGCCUCCUCCACCCUCUCGCCAGCUCAACUACAUCCAGGUGGACUUGGAAGCUGGAGCCUCCAGUUGCCCGGGACAUGGAGGGGGUGGAGCCAAAGUGCCACAGAGACCGCCUCCGAUGAAGCGUGGCAUGGCCGCAGCGGUGAUGCCUCCCUCCCGGCACGGUGAGUGCUACGCUGUGAUCGACCUACAGAAAACCGCUGCCAUGUCAAACCUUCAGAAAGCGCUGCCUCGUGAUGACGGAACGUCCCGAAAAACCCGCCACAACAGCACCGACCUGCCUCUGUGA
Messenger RNA from Trichomycterus rosablanca, 1845 nucleotides. RefSeq names its product fibroblast growth factor receptor substrate 3 (gene frs3). NCBI's taxonomy places the organism in Eukaryota, Metazoa, Chordata, Actinopteri, Siluriformes, Trichomycteridae. The transcript has 6 exons. The record is from RefSeq and is a predicted model, not a curated record. Gene Ontology annotation, biological process: fibroblast growth factor receptor signaling pathway. The coding region runs from base 1 to 1845 and encodes 614 amino acids. Gene Ontology annotation, molecular function: transmembrane receptor protein tyrosine kinase adaptor activity; fibroblast growth factor receptor binding. Gene Ontology annotation, cellular component: cytoplasm.